Molecule: messenger RNA, 837 nt
Organism: Zychaea mexicana
Lineage: Eukaryota; Fungi; Mucoromycota; Mucoromycetes; Mucorales; Lichtheimiaceae
Product: thaumatin
Exons: 1
Coding region: 301-630 (109 amino acids)
Biological process (GO): defense response
Cellular component (GO): extracellular region
Source: RefSeq, a predicted model, not a curated record
AUUAUAGUCCAAAACCGCUGUUCACACGAUCUGCAGGUCGGUAUGCAAACAAAUGACGAGCCCCAAGGUCAAGUGAUUCCAAUGGCGCCCGGCGGCAGCUCGACUAUUGACGUUGCAGAUGACUGGGCCGGCCGGGUAUGGGCGCGCGAAUCGUGCGAUAAUCACGUCUGCACAUUGGCUAAUGCAGACAACCCAGCCUCUCUUGCAGGAUUUAAAAUGACAGGCGCUGAAAACAUCGAUUAUUAAGACAUUUCGUAUGUCGAUGGUUACAACCUGCCAAUCCGUAUCGAGCCCACACAAAUGACAGACUAUCCUGUGGAGAGCGACCCGCGGCACUGCCAGCCCACCUUUUGUGAUAAAACACCAAGCUGUCCAAGUGAUCUGGUGUCUCUUUCUGCGGCCGAUGCGGGUGGUAGUAAAUUCGUGGCGUGCCAAAGUGCUUGUUCAAGAUACAAGCAAGAUGAGUACUGCUGUACUGGCGCUCAUGCAGCACCAGAUACUUGCGUGUCAAAUCAUUUUGCUCAAGCGAUCAAAAAGGUGUGUCCAGAUGUAUACACUUACCCGUAUGAUGACAAGCUCAGCGUGUAUGCUUGUCAGGCUCCCAAAUACACUGUUACGUUCUGCCCAUAAGAUUUGAUACAUAAUUUAUUCUUUGCCCUUAUCAUUAUUAUAUCUCCAUAUACUCAUUUGCCUGCAUCCACCUUUCACUUCAAGCAUACAAAGUUGCAUUUACUGUACUUUAGCCGUUCUGUUCUUUUAAUCCCCAUGAAGUUUGUAAAAUAUUUGAGAUGUAUAGCGUCUCGUUUUUAUAAAAUUUUCGAGUUUUUAAGAGAGAGG